This is a messenger RNA of Daldinia loculata, 1959 nucleotides long. Its product is annotated as putative salicylate hydroxylase. Bases 505 to 1866 code for a protein of 453 amino acids. Lineage: Eukaryota; Fungi; Ascomycota; Sordariomycetes; Xylariales; Hypoxylaceae. Gene Ontology annotation, molecular function: monooxygenase activity; FAD binding. Gene Ontology annotation, biological process: secondary metabolite biosynthetic process. The transcript is spliced from 7 exons. The record is from RefSeq and is a predicted model, not a curated record.
GAUAUGUCUAAGGCUGAAGUUGAAAUACUAGCCUUUGAGCAAAUUCCUAGCUUGGCAAUUUUCUCUGAGAUUGCAAUCCAAGUCACUAACGUGUAACCAAUUAGAUGUAGCUUACUAACUUUGAGUACACAUAUCUCAUGAUACUUUAGCAAGGCAUCGAGACCUUCGUGCGCAAGGAGUCCUAAGAUCCAACUUACUUACAUUCGGAAUCGACAGCAAUGCCUCAAAAUCUGCUUAUACCUCGUACUAAACCGGUAAGAAAUCCUAUUAUGAGAUGAGAUGGAUUACCCGAAGUGGGGGUAGAAGACCCCAUCGAAAUGGAAUUGUAGAGCCACGAGCGGAGAGGGCCAGGAAAAAUAACCGUAUAAGCAGCAUUGCAAGAGAGCGCUCUUAAAAAGGCGCUCAAGUUGGAACUACGAUCAAAUACUCAUUUAUAAAGAGCUGAAUAUCAUUAAUCUAGCUUCAACCAUUGACAAUAGUAAGCAAUCUAAAAAACCAACUCAAAUGGCGACAGAAAGAUCAGAAACAAGCAAUUCUCCUAAUACCAAUGGCCUCCAUGUCGCCAUCGUCGGUGCAGGAAUAGGCGGUCUAGCUUGCGCGAUAGCAUGUCGUCGAGCAAACCCGCCCCUCCAAGUCACCGUUCUUGAGCGCACGCCGGAAAUCCUCACCAUCGGUGCCGGGAUCCACAUUCCGCCGAACGCCUGCCGGGUGCUGACUCGCUUCGGGCUUCUCGAGAAAUUCAAGCAAGCUGGCGGAUACCAGGUGCAGGAUUUCACGCUAAGGAGAUAUGAGAAUGGCCAGAUCCUUGUUGAGAAGCCGCUCAAGGAUAGGAUGGAGACGGAAUACGGGGCACAAUGGAUAGCAAUACAUAGAGGGGACUAUCAGAACGUAUUGCUCAAGGAGGCCCGAGCUGUUGGAGCAGUUGUGUUGACGAGCGCAGACGUCACUGGCGUCAAUCUUGCUUCCGACGGCGCCCAGACCUUGUUACUAAAGGAUGGAAGACGGAUAAGCGCAGAUGUAGUAAUCGGCGCGGAUGGGCUGUGGUCAUUAACCCGAGAGAUCGUCUUAGGGCGGCCCUUUCCGCCAACAGAAACGGGGGAUCUUGCGUAUCGUGGCACUUUUACGCGCGAACAGCUGAGAGGGCUUAAGAAUGAACGAAUGGAUAAGUUGCUAGAGCAGUCAAAUAUACAAGUAUGGCUCGGACCGGGAAGACACGCCGUUUUCUAUCCUCUAAGGAACCAUACAGAAUACAAUCUCGUCUUGAUAGCCGCGGAUGAUCUACCCAGCGGCGUGCGUACCUCACAAGGAAGUCUGGAGGAAAUGGCAGCCAACUUCGAAGGAUGGGAUCCGAUCCUCAACGAAAUCAUUUCAUGUCUGAAGACUGCAUUGAAAUGGAAGCUCCUUCACUUCAAGGAGCUCGACCAAUGGACCAAGGGUGCAAUCGCUCUAUUAGGAGACGCCUCGCAUCCAACGCUGCCAUAUCAGGGCCAAGGCGCUGCCAUGGCCGUCGAGGACGGCGCCAUCCUCGGCUUACUUCUGGAGAAGUUCCAAAGCGCAGGUAUCCCACCGAACCAAGUAGAGAAAAACGAUAGACUAGCCAGUCUUCUCCGCCUGUAUGAAGGUCUACGCAAGAAGCGGACAGAAGUCAACGUGGCUGGCGCCGUGCAUACCCGCCAUUACUACCACUUGGCUGACGGCCCAGAGCAAGAGGCGCGCGACAAGGAGUUGGCCGGGCUGUCUGGCGGGAAGUGGAAGGGGGCAUGCUCGUUUAAUUGGGGGGAUGCUGAGUAUCAACAGAGCUUGCUGGGAUUUGAUGUUCUUGCUGAUACGGAGGAGAGGUUUAACGAGUGGUUGGGAGAUGUUUAGGAGUAGAUCUAUGGUGUCAGCAAUUUGUAAGCAGGUGUUGAUAUGUAAGAAAUAGAUAAUUAGCAUUAUAAAACCUCGCUAACAAGUUCCAUC